This is a messenger RNA of Colius striatus (speckled mousebird), 612 nucleotides long. It is a transcript of the gene RGS16, whose product is annotated as regulator of G protein signaling 16. The record is from RefSeq and is a predicted model, not a curated record. The coding region runs from base 1 to 612 and encodes 203 amino acids. Lineage: Eukaryota; Metazoa; Chordata; Aves; Coliiformes; Coliidae. The transcript is spliced from 5 exons.
AUGAGUUGCUGGCUGCCCGGCUGCCCAGCUCUCAGCAUGUGCCGGGGCUUAGCCGCGUUCCCCAUCACUUGCCUGGAAAGAGCCAAGGAUCUGAAGACCCGAUUAGGGAUCCUGCUCCAUAAACCAGAGGAGGGGCACAGGAUCGGGACCUCCGGCAAGCUGCAGCUGGGCUCCAGGCGGAGAGACUCCUCACGAGAAGUACUUGAAUGGAGGGAGUCCUUUGACCAGCUCCUGAAGAGUAAAAGUGGUGUGACAGCCUUCCACACCUUCCUGAAGACAGAGUUCAGCGAAGAGAACCUUGACUUCUGGCUGGCAUGUGAGGACUUCAAAAAGACCCGGUCGAAGACCAAGCUGGCCUCCAAGGCCAACAGGAUCUUUGAGGAGUUUGUUCAAAGUGAGGCACCCAGAGAGGUGAAUAUCGACCAUGAAACCAGGGAGAUCACCCGCAAGAACCUCUCGGGUGCCACCUCAGCUUGCUUCAAUGAAGCCCAAGCCAAGACUCGCACCUUGAUGGAGAAGGACUCGUACCCCCGGUUCCUGAAGUCUGCCUCUUACCAGGACAUGACCAAGCAGGCCACCAGCCGCGGCAUCAGCAAGCGGUCGCAUACCUGA